Molecule: messenger RNA, 658 nt
Organism: Oncorhynchus kisutch (coho salmon)
Lineage: Eukaryota; Metazoa; Chordata; Actinopteri; Salmoniformes; Salmonidae
Product: synaptotagmin-7-like
Exons: 3
Coding region: 258-485 (75 amino acids)
Source: RefSeq, a predicted model, not a curated record
AAGGAGAAAGAGAGAGAGAGAGAGAGAGGCUGACAAACUGACUACAGCUACCUGCUGGAAGCGAACGCACUGACUGGGAGGAGGAUCGGAUAUUGAAACACGCACUAUCAACCGAGCAACAAGACAAUACAAACAGCUGCAACAAAACCCGCAAUUAGAGAAGAGUUGUGUGUGUUUUCCAGACGGCAAAGAGGACUAAUAAUCAUCAUUACCAUUGACCCAACGCCAUCAGAAAACCCAGGAGUGAAUAUAUAGCCAUGUAUUUGAAUAGAGAAGAGAACAAUAGCAAAGCAGGCUCCCUGUCCCUCAGUGUGCUCCUGGUGUCUCUAGCAGUCACAGUGUGUACUGUCUGGCUGGUGGCUCUGUGUGGCGUCUGUGGCUGGUGUCAACGCAAGCUGGGGAAGAGGAAUAAGCCAGGACUGGAGGCGGCUGGUACUUCAGAGGCGGGUCGUGGGCGAGGAGGAGAGAAAAAAGCCAUCAAGUAGGUCUCUACCUGUAGGUUGCAUAGGAACACCUGGGUAGUGGGGCCAAUGAAUAGCCACAACAUGCACUAGCUUACCAUUCAGUAGGGUUCAAUCCUGAAUUCUCCACAUGAACACUAUGGUAAAACUGACAGCUGGUAACUGGUAUUAGCACUGGUAACAGGUAACUGGUAUUA